UCCAGAAGUGAGUAUCAAUCAGAGAGCGGGGAGAAGGACAAAAAGAGAAGAAGGAAGAGGCAGAAAAGCAGGACGGAGAGACAAAAGCGAUAGAUAACAUUAGUUUCGAGCAAUCAAACGCGCCGUAGAGAUGGCAUAUCAUAUCGUUAGAGGUUUGAAACAUAAUUUAUAGUCAUAGUUUUUGGAUUACUUUCGUCAUUGUCGACUCUUUGCACUGUUGUAAACAUUGACGUGCGCAUUUUCCUUGUGCUCACUGCUUGGACGGAGUUUUUGUUUUCCCUCUUGUGGAUUUGCCUUGGGAGAAAUGAGUGACAGGAGGCGAUCUGCCGCUGCUCUGAGCUCGAGAGCGCACGCCUUUUCGGUGGAAGCCCUGAUCGGGUCAAACAAGAAGAGAAAGCUCCGCGCCUGGGAGGAAAAGGAGCUGGAGUUGUCUAUGGAGAGCCUCGCCACCAACGGACAAUUAGGAGACGGCGACGACCCUGCACAUUGUCUAGAUAUCGACCCCGAUUCGGAGGCGAGCCCGGGAUCAGACGGUGAGGGUUUGGCGGAGAGGACGUCGUGCUCCUUCGGCUCACCCGCGGAUCUGGCCCCGGCGGCCUGCGAGCCGUCUCCCGCAGCCUCCAUGGAGGAUAUUCAGGUGGAGCUGCAGUGCGCAGACCUCUGGAAGCGCUUCCAUGAAAUUGGCACGGAGAUGAUCAUCACUAAAGCGGGGAGGCGGAUGUUCCCUGCAAUGAGAGUAAAGAUUGUGGGUCUGGACCCCCAUCAGCAGUAUUACAUAGCCAUGGACAUUGUUCCUGUGGACAAUAAGAGAUACAGGUAUGUGUACCACAGCUCCAAGUGGAUGGUGGCGGGGAACGCGGACUCCCCCGUGCCCCCGCGGGUCUACAUCCACCCAGACUCCCUGGCCUCUGGAGACACCUGGAUGAGGCAGGUGGUCAGCUUCGACAAACUCAAACUCACCAACAAUGAGCUGGACGACCAGGGCCAUGUGAGUGAGCCGAUCAUCCUUCACUCCAUGCAUAAGUACCAGCCUCGUGUCCAUGUGAUCAGAAAGGACUUCAGCAGUGACCUGUCCCCCACAAAGCCUGUUCCCAGCGGAGAGGGAGUGAAGACCUUCAGUUUCCCUGAGACUGUCUUCACCACUGUCACCGCCUACCAGAACCAACAGAUAACAAGACUAAAGAUCGACCGCAACCCAUUUGCUAAAGGAUUUCGGGAUUCAGGCAGAAACAGUCUCUCGUUCUCUCUCUCACACAGGACUGGUCUGGAGGCGAUCAUGGAGACCUAUGCGUUCUGGAGACCGCCUGUGAGGACACUCACGUUUGAGGACUUCACCAACAUGCAGAAACAGCAAGGAGGAAGCACGGGCACCUCUCCCACCACCUCCAGCACAGGAACCCCCUCCCCUUCUGGUGCAGCCCACCUCCUGUCCCCCUCCUGCUCACCGCCUACCUUCCACCUGGCCCCCAACACCUUCAAUGUGGGCUGCAGGGAGAGCCAGUUGUGCAGCAUGGGGUUGUCUGAGUACCCGGCCUGCGCCCGCAGCAACAUGGCGGCCCUACAGGGCUACGGGGGCCUGGCUGACAGCUCCUACGGACGCCUCCAGGCAGCAGGGGGCACUGUGGCCUCCACCCAGCAGUCUGAAUCCUUCCUGCCCCAGAGGACUUCCUCCCUGAUUGCUGCGGGAAUGCAGGGGGGCAGCCAUGGCUCUCUGUCCAGUGGCAGCAGUGGAAGUGCUGGCGGAAAGAUGGAUGCCUAUGGAGGUCAGUUGACCUCGUUCCCGGCCUCCCAGCUGCAGUAUGUGAUGCAGGCGGGCUCUAGCUCAGCUUCUGGCUCUUCCUCCUCUGGCUCCUCCCCCUCAUCCGCCCACAUGUUUAGUGGGGGCCACCACCAUGUGCAACAGGGGUCCUACAACGCCUUCUCACUCCACAACCCCUACAACCUGUAUGGAUACAACUUCCCCACCUCCCCUCGUCUGGCUACCAGCCCCGAGAAGCCCCAGGGCGGCCUCCUGUGUUCCUCUUCCCCUGCCGGGGCAUUUGCCGAGCGCCAGUACCUGUCCAACGGUGGCAUGGACAGCAUGCACAUGAUCGGCAAUCCCUCCACUGGCCAGCAGGGGGCAGGCUCCUGUGAUGGCCGGCAGUAUGGCUCCUCCUCUCAAAUGUCUAUGCACAUCGUGUAAAAACUAGGAUCUCACUUCUGACCCAUUUUCGCUGUCCCAUUAUUUCAACAAGUUAUGUUUCUUCUACGAUAAAUCUGUUAUCUCAGAUGUGCUAUUGAUGUUGAGUCAUUUUACGUUUAGCGUUUGUAAUACUGAGGUAGUGUACAAAGUUAACCUUUAAAAAAAAAUGCAUUUUCAUCUCAUGAUGCUUGUUGUUUUGAAUUUCCCCCCAACAGGCUUUAUUCAACGGAAUGAAACUGUUAUUUAAUUGCCACAAUAGUGUUAAAAAGGCAAAGUGAAACCGUAUACCUGACUCUCUCAGUAACUGUUCAGAACACUAACCCCAUUAUUGGGGACACACAGAGGGAUCCGUGAAGGAGAGGGGCCCAUAUACUCUUACUGUGCAGGGAUUCUCAGGAGUGAACCCAUGAAUUUGUUAUGGUGCAAUAGUAAUGACAGCCUCUACAGUAACUCAGCCCUGUUGCUAUGGAUUAUAUCCAGCCCCGGACAUGAUGUGACAGGGGCUUCGUGAGAUCCAGACACUUCCCCUCCACUUCCACAUCUCUAGUUGUAACAGGACAGUUAUGCAACAUUAUUCUAUAGCAUUGUGGCAAAAUUGAGAGAGAACUGGGUUGUGGAUAUUAACAGUGCCUGAUCAAUAUGGUUUCCCCUCUGGCCACUCAGAGGUGAUGAAGGGAGGAUGAUGGAUGGACAAAGGGUGAACAUAAUAUAAUACAGCACAUACUGGAGGGAUGAAGUCAAAGACCUACAGGUCAGGGUGAGGGAUGAAGUCAAAUACCUACAGGUCAGUGUGAGGGAUGAAGUCAAAUACCUACAGGUCAGGGUGAGGGAUGAAGUCAAAGACCUACAGGUCAGGGUGAGGGAUGAAGUCAAAUACCUACAGGUCAGGGUGAAGGAUGAAGUCAAAUACCUACAGGUCAGGGUGAGGGAUGAAGUCAAAGACCUACAGGUCAGUGUGAGGGAUGAACUAUGUGUGUCCGACAGGGGCCCAGUUGUUGGCCCUGCAUCUCUCAGUGGACAUGCUGGAUGAGAGGCUCUGUUCAAGGGGACACUGAAUAUACAGUGAAAUCACCACAAUCUUAUCAAUUCCUUUCCCCACAGACUGGAAUGGCUUCACAAUUUUGAGUGGAUUACCUUUUAAAAAGCAUAUAUAAGAUGGUGAAUGCAAGUAAAAACCAUACGCUUUAAAAUUGUUGUGUGAAAUGUUUUAAAUAUACAAUAGGAGAACAGAGUAAUUAAAGUAUGUUUUGGUGUGUUGUAGAUAAGCGUAUUUAAGUGCCAAGCAAUAAUGCUAUUGGCCAAUCUAUCAUGAAGACAAAUGUGUGGAAAAAAGGGAAAUAUCAAAAAUAUUCUUUAGAAAGGCAUUAAAAAAAAUGUACAUACAGGUGCCAAGCACAGUAAUGUUCAAUAAACAUUUGAAUUCA
Molecule: messenger RNA, 3606 nt
Organism: Oncorhynchus keta (chum salmon)
Lineage: Eukaryota; Metazoa; Chordata; Actinopteri; Salmoniformes; Salmonidae
Product: T-box transcription factor TBX15-like
Exons: 8
Coding region: 305-2182 (625 amino acids)
Biological process (GO): regulation of transcription by RNA polymerase II; positive regulation of DNA-templated transcription; cell fate specification
Cellular component (GO): nucleus
Molecular function (GO): DNA-binding transcription factor activity, RNA polymerase II-specific; RNA polymerase II cis-regulatory region sequence-specific DNA binding
Source: RefSeq, a predicted model, not a curated record